AUGCAGCAGGUGCUGAGCGUGCAGGUUCGGGCGUCUAGAGCAGACUCCAAGAUCCUGCUUGCCGGACACGGGUGGCUCUGGGGCCGUAGAGGAUGGCGCGUGGCCAUUUUCCGCAGUGUGGAUUGGCGCUCGAGGGGCCAAUACGCCCAUGCCAUGGACCCCAUGCAGCACCUGGGCGCGCUAAACGUGGACAGCCGUGAGCAGCAGCGCAAGAACUGCUGCAUCGCGUGCAAGAUCGGCGACUUCAGGCUCAGCGCGGACGAGGAGCUGCGCGGCCGCCUACGACGCGAUGUCCAAGGUGGCGAAGGUGGCGCGCCAGGAGGCUCGCGCGUCAUCAUGCUCGUGCGCUUGCCGCUCAUAUCCGACGCGUCGUGCGCGUUCGACACGUUCUGCGAGAUGUUCGUGGCCAAGGACACCAACGCGUACCCCUACGGAUCGCAGCGGUUUUCUCCGUUCGCCAGCUUGUUGCAGGACAGGCUGCUCAGCGUGGCGGCUUUAAUCCUCUCGCUGGUGGUGGCGUCGCCCUUGCGCUUGAACUUGUCCCGCGACGACAGCGAGUGGCGGCGAAACUCCGAGUGGACCAACGGCGACGCCUCGCUGUCGCUGAGCGCCCCCAUGACGCUCCGCGUCGAUGCUCUUGUGCUCGGCGAGCACCCCUGUGUGCUGCUUCCAGCUUCAUAA
Molecule: messenger RNA, 681 nt
Organism: Phytophthora sojae
Lineage: Eukaryota; Oomycota; Peronosporomycetes; Peronosporales; Peronosporaceae
Exons: 6
Coding region: 1-681 (226 amino acids)
Source: RefSeq, a predicted model, not a curated record